AUGAGAAGAGAGCUUACGUGCGCCUUUGCAGCUUUUACAGCAACGACUGUAGCCUUGGGUACGGAGGUCAAGACCUUGUCGACCAAAACGGCUGACUGCUCUUUCACGUCCUCUUACGACAAGCUUCCAACGUCAACAACAGGCCAGGUUGGAACCUCUUCUGUCAACUGUGGGCUGCUUGACAUAUACCUCAUUAUUCGCGUUCUAAUCAUCUAG
Colletotrichum costaricense is the source of this 216-nucleotide messenger RNA. RefSeq lists its product as uncharacterized. The coding region runs from base 1 to 216 and encodes 71 amino acids. The transcript has 2 exons. NCBI's taxonomy places the organism in Eukaryota, Fungi, Ascomycota, Sordariomycetes, Glomerellales, Glomerellaceae. The record is from RefSeq and is a predicted model, not a curated record.